Molecule: messenger RNA, 3257 nt
Organism: Cephus cinctus (wheat stem sawfly)
Lineage: Eukaryota; Metazoa; Arthropoda; Insecta; Hymenoptera; Cephidae
Gene: hook
Product: protein Hook homolog 3
Exons: 1
Coding region: 427-2544 (705 amino acids)
Biological process (GO): cytoskeleton-dependent intracellular transport; cytoplasmic microtubule organization
Cellular component (GO): cytoplasm; centrosome
Molecular function (GO): microtubule binding; dynein light intermediate chain binding
Source: RefSeq, a predicted model, not a curated record
UGGCACUUACCUCGCAUUGAGAGGGUAAAGUAGUUUCAAUAAUGUUAAAUCAGACAAUAUAAUGAAAAACAUGCAGGACCAAAAACGUUUGAAGUUUCAGUCCAGCUGAUAAGUUUGUGUUAGUACACCUCAUAUGUAGUGGAAUUGUUCUACCAUGUUCCACGGUGACAUCAGCUAAGAGCAAUAACGAGGCCUCCACCUCGAAAUAGUGGUACGGUUUCUCAGGAUUCCUUUGAUGAAUACAGUGUAUUCUGUAUUCUUUGCAAGCAAUCAAGAGUAUACGUCGAUAUGCAUGCGUAUCGAUAUGCGCUGACAUAGAAUAAGACCUGCUGGACCAAACAAACGCAGAAAUAUAAUUUCGUAACUAUCAGUUUUGAUAGUUUUUUAAAAAUACUUUUGGACAGUGAAUGUAUUACCAAGAUAAAUAUGAGUGAUCAGCACUUAACAAGUUUGAUCAAGUGGUUGGAUACCUUCAACCUACAAGCCUCUCACGGCUCAGCUGAAGAUAUAAGUGAUGGAGUUGCACUUGCUGAAGCAUUAGCUCAAAUAGCACCAGAAUGGUUUACAGCAGCUUGGCGAGCUAAGAUCAAAACAGACGUAGGUACAAACUGGCGUCUAAAGGUAUCCAAUUUAAAGAAGAUUGUUGAGGCUGUUACUGAGUACUAUGUAGAAUGUUUAAAUCAACAACUUGCUGGAUAUGUUAAGCCAGAUGCUACUAAGAUCGGAGAGCAUUGUGAUAAUCAAGAGUUGUGUCGAUUAUUACAGCUUGUUUUAGGAUGUGCUGUUAACUGUAAUCAGAAACAACAAUAUAUAACUCGUAUUAUGGGAAUGGAAGAAGCUGUCCAACAAGUUAUUAUGCAGAGUAUACAAGAACUGGAAGGAAGUAUGCAUGGCCCUAGGCUUAGUCUUGGCGCUAGUCUCAAUUUUGAAACUUUGGAUUUAGGAGACAGUGCUCAACAGAGAUUAUUAGCAGAAUUACAAGUUGCAGUUGAUACCAGGGACCAAUUAGCACAACGAUGCCAUGAACUUGAUCAACAACUAUCCCUUCUGCAAGAGGAAAAAGCAAGUUUGAUGGUAGAGAAUAAAAAACUACAAGACCGCUUAGAAGAAUUUGAAAAUCCUGAGGACACUGGAUCUAGUUUAAAAUAUUCUGGUCUCCGCAAGCAAGUUGAGGCACUGAAGGAUGAAAUGUUUAAAAUGGAAACGUCGAGAGACGAUUACAGAUUGAAAGUGGAACUCUUAGAAAAAGAAGUUCUAGAAUUGCAAUCAAAACAAGAAGAUUUACAGAAAGCAGCAGAGGAAUCUAAUCGUUUGAAAGAUGAAGUUGAUGCACUGAGGGAAACUGCAGAUAAAGUAGAUAAAUACGAAUUGACUAUUGAAUCGUAUAAAAAGAAGAUGGAAGAUUUAAGUGAUUUGAAAAGACAGGUGAAAAUGCUAGAAGAUAAAAAUAUGGAAUACAUGCAGUCCAACAUGGAAUACGAAGAAGAAGCAAAAAGGGCAACAGUCUUAAGAAAUCAUUUGGAACUCUGCAAAAAACAAUUAACUGAGGUUCAUCACAAGCUUGACGAGGAGAUUAACAAGUCUGAUAAACUUGAAUUUGAAGCAAAGAAAAUGGAAGCCAGACUUAAUGCUGUGCAGCGAGAACGAGAUCGCCUGGUCAUAGAGAGGGAUGCACUAAAAGAAACUAAUGAAGAAUUAAGGUGUACGCAACUUCAAGCUACUGAAAACAAUGCUAAACCAUCCACAAUGAAUAGCGUCGCAAGUACAGAAAUGGCAUUACCUGAAAUGAAAGAGAAACUCUUGCGCUUGCAGCAUGAAAAUAAAAUGCUAAAACUGAAUCAAAAAGGAAAUGAGGAUAAGCUGCCAUCGGUACAAGCAUUACUGGAGGACUCUGAAGAGCGACUCAAUACUUUAAGAGGUCAGAAUCGCAAGGCCAAUCAAAGGAUAAUAGAAUUAGAAAACAAAUUAGAAGAAGUUACAGAGAAUCAAUCAAGUGGAGACAGUAAAACCGAUAGCACAGGUCUUCAGCAAAAAAUUGCCCAACUGCAGGACGAAAUACGAAAGUCUUUAGCGGAACGUGAACGUAUAACUUUGUUGUUGGAGGAGAAAGACGUUGCAUUACAAACUCAAAAACAAAAGGCAUGUGCACUACAGGAAUCUAUUACGCGCAAGGAAUAUGAGAACACGGAAUUGGAAGAGCGUUACAAGAAAUACAUAGAAAAAGCUAAGAAUGUCAUAAAGAGUCUGGACCCUAAACAAAAUAGUUUGCCAGCAUCCGAAUUGCAACUACUGCGCAAUCAGAUAAUGGAAAAGCGUAAGAUCAUCGAGGACAUGAAUCGUUCGUACAAAGAGAGUAAAGUUAUCCGGGAGAUGGAAGAAAAGCUUAUGCUUACAGCAUUUUAUCGUUUGGGAGCAACUUGUCAUCGGGAAGCUGUUGAUCAACGUCUUGCUGCUAUCAGUCCUGGACAAGGACAAUCCUUCCUAGCUAGACAACGGCAACCUUCUGCUCGUCGAUCGUUCCAUCCACCUUAUAACUCGAAAUAAUCUCGUAUAUACAUUUUUGUACGAAUUCUGUACAAAGAACUCAGUAUUUUUUACAGCACAGACGAGUACAUGAGUACUACAGUUCCUACUGAUAGUACUUUUUAUUCUGUAAUGUGGUUAUUUUUCAUCAUGGUGGAUUUUAGUCAUCAUUGUUUUUGUAAAUAUGUAAGGGAUAAUUCUUUGAAAGGAUCGAUUUUAUCAUGGCAAUUCAUUUUUUGCUAUUCUUUAAACGUUGGUAAUGAACUUACACUUGAGAAAUUUUUCAAAUAUUUUACGUAUUUGCGUAUUUAUUACGAGUCGUAAUUACGUCGUUGCGUUGCAAAUUAUAUUAUUAUCGAUAUUUGUCACGACAAAUAUUUAUUUAUUGGAAUGAACCCGCAGUCGUGUGAUAAAUAUCAACCGCUGUAGGAAUCAUGAUUACCAUAACUAUUCUUUAAAAUAUCGUUAUCAUUUUAAUAUUAUACAUUUUAUUUUGUGAUUUAUUGCUAGUAACGAGUUAUAUGUUAAAUUAGUACUGUAAACUAAAGAAAAAUAAAAGAUAUAUUUAGUUAAUAUAUAAAAGAACAUUUGUGACUUAGGAAAGAAUGCCCAUAGACAAUAUUAACAUAUGAUUUAAUUGUACUAGUAUCAAAAAUAUAAAGGUUUAAUAAUAAUCAGAGAUUGAAAUUUGUAAAAGUAAUGAAAUAAAUUCCACACCAAGGAUUAGAAGAAUA